UCCCCGCGGCAGCGGCGGAGGCGAUCACGACGCUUGCCUCUCGGGGUCCUCGCGUCCUCCGGCCUGCGUAGUCCAUCGGUCCCUUCCCCUCCUCCGAUGCGCCCGCCCUCCUCGCCGGCGGUGGGGGCCUCCAGCGUCCCUCCAAGUCCCUUGUGAGCCGCGGGGCCGAGCUUCCCCCGGGCCCCGGGCGCGGUGAUCCUGACGGGAUUUCGGCCCGGGCCGAGAUCGGGGAGAAAGAUUCAGCCUGCCGCGGAGGCCGUCAGUCCGUGCUGUCGGAGAGGUCCGGUCCGGUGCGGUCCGGUCCGGUCCGGUCCCUGCGGAGGGACGGAGCCGAGACUAAAGGGGCCGAAAAGGGCCGUACGUGGGGAAGCCUUCUCCUCGUGCCUUCAGCCUCCGUCCCGGCCUCACACCGCACCCCACGUUCCCGGGCGGGAUGGAGGCGCGGGGACCCUGGUCCUAGACUGGGCCGGGGAGGAAGAUGGCGACUCCAGGGAUGAGUUGGCAACAACACUAUUACUCGGCGGCCGCGGGGGCCACGAAAUUCUCCUCCUCGGCCGGGACUCCGCAGUCGGCGUUCGGCAUGGACUACAGCCAGGAUCUCCAUUUGAAGAUGAGUAAGAAAAUUGCCCAGCUCACCAAGGUAAUAUAUGCUUUGAACACUAAAAAUGAUGAGCAUGAAUCUUCAAUUCAAGCCCUUCGAGAUGCUCAUGAAGAGGAAAUUCAACAAAUUCUUGGAGAAACAAGAGAAAAGAUUUUGCAAUAUAAAAGCAAACUUACAGAGGAGUCAGAUCUUAAACGAAAGAUCCAAGUUUUAGAAGAGUCACUGGAAGGUCACAAAAAGAUGAAACAUCAGGCUUUAACUGAAUUUGAAGCUUACAAACACAGAAUGGAAGACAUGCACAUUUGUACAGAAGCACAGCAUGUCCAACGGGUGCUAACUAUGGCUAGAGAAGUUGAAGAGAUCAGAAAGAAAUUUGAGGAGAAGUUGGAGAGCUUUUCACAGCUACAAGUACAAUUUGAAAAAGAUAAAUUGCGGGCUCUGGAUGACUUGAAAGCUGAACAUAUACAAGAAAUCCAAGAAAUUCUUCAGACCCAGAAGUGUCACAGUGCCUCAUUAAGUAAGGGGCAGGAAAAGGUGGAAGAACUGCACAGAAUUCAAAUGGAAACUUUAAAUAAAAAACUUGAAGAGCUAAAGCUUGAAAGAAGAAAACUAAUUGAGGAUUAUGAAGGCAAGCUGAGUAAAGCUAAAUCCUUUUAUGAACAUGAACUUGAUACUUUGAAACGGUCUCAGCACCUUACAGCUGACAGUCUCCAUGCUAGUAAAGAAAAAGAAGCAGAUCUGAGAAAGGAAUUUCAGAGUCAAGAAACAGCCUUACGUAAGACUAUACUUAACCUUAGGGCAGAGUUACAAAUGGCACUAGAUGAAACUGGAAAUCUUCAUGAAAAAUGCCAUAAGCUUCAAUUAGCACUUGGUACAGCAGAAAACAAUGUUUUGGUUCUUCAAAAACAGCUAGAUGAUGUCAAAGAAGAAGAGUUAACUUUACUAAGCAAACAUAAAGAGGUGGAAAGUGAGCUAGCAGCUGCUAGAGAACGGUUACAGCAACAAGCUUCAGAUCUUGUCCUUAAAGCUAGUCAUAUUGGAAUGCUCCAAGCUACUCAAAUGUCACAGGAGGCUACAAUAAGAGAAUUGGAAUCAGAAAAAUCACUGGCAAAGGAGAGAGUAUCCCAGCUCGAAGAAGAAAAAAAUUUUAUGCAAAACAGAACCCAAGCUAUGGAUGAGCAACAGAAAAGACAGAUUCUGGAACUGGAAAUGCAAAUAAGUGAUGUAAAGAAAUCUCAAAAAGAAUUUUAUGAGAAAGAGCUAAGAAAUCUGCAGACUAAAUUGGAAGGGGAAGCAGCACAAUUAAAUGAAGCUCACUCAAAGACUUUGGAAGAAUUAGCAUGGAAGCACCAUAUUGCAAUUGAGACUGCCCACAGUAAUGCAAAUAAGGAUAAAAAAAGGCUACAGAUGGAACUAGAAGAACAGUAUGAAAAAGAAAAACUACAACUGGAAGGAGAUAAAAGUCAACUUAGACAACAGAUGGAAAGGCUAAAGGAAGAAUUGACAGCCAAACUAAAUAUAGCUAACCAGGAGGUUUCUCACCUCCAGGAUCUAGUCACUAAAAGUGAACAAGGUCUUGGUUCUGCAGAAGGAGUUAUCUCUGAGCUUCAGGUUUCCCAUGGACAACUUCAGAAUGAACUAGAUUUCACUAAAGCUCAGCUAAAAGAAACUACAGACUCAUUAUUAAAUCUUGAGAGAGAACUGCAACAAGAAAGACAACAGCAUAAGGCAUUGCUUGCUACCAUGAGGGAAGAUGAGAAGUACAAAGUGGACAAAAUGGCCCAAGACUUAGAAAUAAAAUGGACUGAAAAUCUUAGACAAGAAUGUUCUAGACUUCGAGAAGAGUUAAGACGUCAACAUGAAGAAGAUAAAAAGUCAGCAAUGACUCAACUUUUGCAGUUAAAAGAACGGGAAAAGAAUGCUGCCAGAGAUGGAUGGCAGAAGAAGGUAGAAGAUCUCUUAGAUCAGAGGCACUGUCUGGGUGAAGCUUUGCAUAAAUCUAUCAACAAUAUUUCCUUGUUGAAACAGAAUUUGGAGAUGCAGCUUUCCCAGUCUCAGACUUCUUUGCAGCAACUUCAAGCCCAGUUUACACAAGAGCGCCAGCGGCUUACACAAGAGCUUGAAGAAUUAGAAGAACAACACCAACAAAGACACAAAUCCUUAAAAGAAGCACACGUCCUUGCAUUUCAAAAUAUGGAAGAGACAAAAGAACAGGAGCAAAAGGCACUUGAAAAUGAGUUACAGCAGAAACAUUCAGCUGAGCUUCAGUUAUUAAAAGAUGCACAUAGAAUGUCCAUGGAGGGUUUCAGGAUAGAAAUGGAACAGGAACUUCAAACGCUUAGAUUUGAAUUGGAAGAUGAAGGGAAGGCCAUGCUAGCUUCCUUACGCUCAGAAUUAAAUCAUCAACAUGCAGCAGCAGUGGAUUUAUUAAAGCAUAAUCAUCAACAAGAACUGAUAGCUGCUAAAAUGGAACUGGAGAGAAGCUUAGAAAUCGGCAGAAGACAGGAUGAGGAAUAUAUGUGUCGCCUAACAGAUCUACAAGAGGAACUAAGGCACAGAGAACACCAUAUAUCUGAAUUAGAUAAGGAGAUACAACAUCUUCAUGAUAGUAUAAGUGCUUUAACCAAAGAGUUGGAGUUUAAGGGAAAAGAAAUUCUCAGAAUACGCAGUGAAUCAAACCAGCAAAUAAGGUUGCAUGAGCAAGAUUUUAACAAGAAACUUGAAAAAGAGCUGGAUGUCAUGACAGCAGACCACCUCAGAGAGAAAAAUAUCUUGCGGGCAGAUUUUAAUAAGACUAACGAGCUACUCAAGGAAAUAAAUUCAGCUUUACAAAUUUCACUAGAAGACAUGGAAGAAAAAUAUAUAAAGAGAGAGUCACGAACCGAAGAUUUACAGAUGAUUGCAGAUUUGAAAACCUUGCUUGCAGAGAGAGACCAAGUCAUAAAGAAACUAAUUGAUGAUAAUAAAUUUUACCAACUGGAAUUAGUCAAUCGAGAAACUAACUUCAAUAAAAUGUUCAAUGCAAAUCCUACUGUUGGUGUUAUUAACCCUCUUGUGAAGCAAAAGAAGAAGAAUGAUAAAUCAACAAACAGGUUUGUGAGUGUUCCCAAUUUAAGUGUUCUGGAACCUAGUGGAGUGGGCAAUGGACAUCCUAACCGCCUGGAUCCUAUUCCUAAUUCACCCAUCCAUGAUAUUGAGUUCAACAGCAGCAAACCACUUCCACAAACAGUCAUACCAUCCAAAGAACCCAAGACAUUUUUGAGGAAUCAGUAAGAUGCAUGUGCAUGAGCUCAUGGAAUAUGACUACUGGAGUUCCCAUUACAAAUUGUUGCGUGACUUAUAAUUUUCCCAAAAGACGGUAGGGAUUCUUUUGUUUUAUUGAAUAGCACCUUAAGGCUUUAAUUAGUAUUAAGUUUUUUAUCAACCAUUUUUUCUAUUUAUCAUCACAAUAAUUAUUAUUGGAGAAUUUUGAGAAGAAAGUAAACUGGCUUUAAACACACCAUUUUUUAAGAAGUUUACAUGAAACUACAAAAUAUUUGUGAAAUAUUAACACACUUUGAAGUUCAUUUACUAGAUGAAAUAUGUAAGCAAUUUCUUUUAAGAAUUUGAUGCCUUUUCAGAUUCAGAAAAUCAAACUAGAAAUUAGUGGGAAAGCUAAAAAAUAUAUAUACUUAUGCUAUAUCCUCCCUUAUAGCUUUUCUAUAAAUAAAAAAUUUGACACCUUAUUUUUCCAUUGUAUUAACUCUUAAUUUUAUGCUUUGGCUCUUUAAUUACUUUCAUCUGAGCUGCUGAUGCGUAUCUUGCCAGAUGGAUUGUAAAAUGCUCAAAACAUAGUUUCUGAUAUGAAGAAUCAGUUAAAUUUUAUAUUUUUAUCCUUUGUCUCAAUUUGUUUUGUUUCAAAGCUUAAUGUUGUGUUUAAUUUUUUUCUUUUUU
Molecule: messenger RNA, 4534 nt
Organism: Sarcophilus harrisii (Tasmanian devil)
Lineage: Eukaryota; Metazoa; Chordata; Mammalia; Dasyuromorphia; Dasyuridae
Gene: FAM184A
Product: family with sequence similarity 184 member A
Exons: 19
Coding region: 479-3874 (1131 amino acids)
Source: RefSeq, a predicted model, not a curated record